AUAAAUAUAUAUAUACACAUUUUAUAUCUAUAGAGAGAAAGAGAAAGAGAGAGAUGGAAGGUGGUGGCCGGAAGGUGGCGGUGAUUAGAGAGGUGGCGGCGUGGGCGGCGAUGGUGGUGGUGGAGGGAUGUAUUAUUGGACUGACCAUAAUGGCUAACAGUGCAAUGGCCAAAGGGAUAAGCCCUUUUGUGUUUGUAGUCUAUGUUAAUGCUCUUGGAUCUCUCAUCUUACUCCCCUUCUCUUUCCAGAUCUUCCAUAAAAAUAGGUCAGAAGAGGGUUCUGCAGUGCUGAGAUGGGCUUUUGUGGAGAGAGUGUUCGUUCUUGGUUUAAUAGGGGUGUGCAUAGCUCAGAAUCUUGCAUUUGUAGGGCUGAGUUACAGCUCUCCCAUAGUGGCCUGUGGCAUGGCCAAUCAGAUCCCUGCUUUUACCUUCAUUCUUGGAAUCCUCCUCGGAACAACAAGAUUCGAGUGGAGCAGAUCGAGCAGCCAGGCAAGAUUAAUAGGGAGCUUGGUAUCAUUAAUGGGGGCCAUUUGCAUCACCUUCUACAAAGGCCCUGCUGUCAGAACCACCCACCACUCACUAUCCCUAUCCCUUUCUCGCCCCCCGCUGUUGAUCUUCUCUUCCCCAAAUCAGACCAAUUGGGUUCUUGGCUGCACUCUAUUGGCAGCUUCUUCAUUCACUUUAGUCAUCUGGAAUUUCGUCCAGGUGGGGACUGUCAAACUAUGCCCACAAGUGAUGAAAAUAGUCUCCUUUUAUACCCUAUUUGGGACAAUCCAAUCAGCUGCAGUUGGUGUGUUCUUAGAGAGGGAUCCCACUGCUUGGAAGCUGGGCCUUAACUUCCAACUUCUUGUCAUCGUUCUCACAGCAAUCUUCAGCAGCCUGAUCCGAAGCAAUGUGCAGCUAUGGUGCAGCAAAGUAAAAGGCCCUCAUUUCGUGGCCAUUUUCAAGCCAGUUGGGAUUCCUUAUGCAAGCACCUUCGGCUGUUUGCUCUUUUCAGAUACUUUCCAUUAUGGAAGCAUGUUGGGGGCUUUUAUAUGUGGAAUUGGAUAUUAUACCGUGCUAUGGGGACAAAUUAAAGAUGAAGAAACAAGCAAGUUAGGCCAUGGAAGCAAGUCUUGCUCUUCCUCAAAUGAUGAUCUGAAGAAGGUUCCUCUCCUGCAAGAAGCUUUUGAUCAAGUAUGAGGCCUGUUCUGUUCGAGAAGUAAAUAGCUAGCAAUGCUAAAUAAAAAGAAUUGCAUUUUAUUGUAAUUAGGUAAAUCAGGGUCGGGUUUUUGGACCCUCCAUUUCAACCAAAGAAAUGGCAUAGUGUACAAAGUGUACCUACAUUCAUAUAUAUAUAUAUUAUGGUGGUGUUUGUUCAAUUUA
This is a messenger RNA of Andrographis paniculata, 1364 nucleotides long. Its product is annotated as WAT1-related protein At1g70260-like. The record is from RefSeq and is a predicted model, not a curated record. Bases 54 to 1181 code for a protein of 375 amino acids. Gene Ontology annotation, cellular component: plasma membrane. NCBI's taxonomy places the organism in Eukaryota, Viridiplantae, Streptophyta, Magnoliopsida, Lamiales, Acanthaceae. The transcript is spliced from 7 exons. Gene Ontology annotation, molecular function: transmembrane transporter activity.